Messenger RNA from Aspergillus eucalypticola CBS 122712, 2298 nucleotides. RefSeq names its product Zn(II)2Cys6 domain-containing transcription factor hasF (gene hasF). Gene Ontology annotation, molecular function: DNA-binding transcription factor activity, RNA polymerase II-specific; zinc ion binding; DNA binding. Gene Ontology annotation, biological process: regulation of DNA-templated transcription; DNA-templated transcription. The record is from RefSeq and is a predicted model, not a curated record. The coding region runs from base 1 to 2298 and encodes 765 amino acids. Lineage: Eukaryota; Fungi; Ascomycota; Eurotiomycetes; Eurotiales; Aspergillaceae. The transcript is spliced from 4 exons.
AUGAACAGCGAUACUCCCUCUUUUCAUCACCCCUCAGACACGCACUCAUCUCCAAACGAAUCCAUCCCAUCCCCAUCCCCGAGUGGUUUGUCUCGCCCUAUUACCUCAUGCUUACCCUGCCGUCAUCGCAAAGUCAAAUGCGACCGUCGCCAACCACAAUGUUUAGUGUGUGAGCGAGGCGGUCAUGUCUGCUCGUAUGUAUCGAAGCCGCAGUCACCGGCUUCGCCCCUAGAGUCGAACCGCAUAACCAAACCCAGCAACAAUAGUGGCUCUAAGCUGUCUUCGUCAACGCUGGCUAGAAUCAACCCUGGUCUGCAGCGACUGGCAAAUUUUAUGGCGCAAGCGAAGGCAUAUGAGGCAUCCUCAUCACACAGUCCCUCCUCGUCGUCUCCGGACUCAUUCACACCUACAGCGACAACACAACCGACACCAGCAGCCAACACUUCCGCCCCUCCCCACAAUCCGCGAUCGGAGGAAGAUGCCCUCAUCCUUGAUAAUGGAGUUCCCCACUUUGUUUCCGGCAAACACUGGGCUUGGAUGGCAGCAGAGCUUCAAGACAUCCAAUCAGUUCUUACAGAAUCUCAAAAAUCUUCUCCACCCGACGGAACACUUGACGAUGUCAUUUGGGAUGCAGAUUCGCCUGCAAGGGCAUCAUUCAGCAGCACCGGCAACAACUUCUGGCCUGAUACCCGGGAAGAUUGUUACCUGCUGCUGAAUGUGUACCUGGCAAAUGUUGACCCGAUAGUUCGCAUUAUACACCGGCCGAGCUUGGCCCGUCGCUUUGACGCCUUUGUUCGUUCUCAAUAUCCCGACAGUCGAGACUAUACACCAACACAAGGGGGUGGCAGCCACGGCGGUACGAGUAGUACUCUGAAAAAGAUCGAUGCGUUCAAGCCACUGGUCAUGUCUAUCUUCUAUGCAGCUGUCAAUAGUAUAAAGGAUACAGACGUUGCCACCAUGUUCGGCAUGGACAAAGCCACUCUCCUCAAACGAUAUCGGAUGGGAACAGAGUUACUUCUAAAGCGCCAGAAAUUCAUGACUUCAAGGAUCUUUGAGGUUCUGCAGGCAUUUGUGAUAUUACUAACUGCGCAAUACAGAGAAGACGACAUGGGGAAAGUGUGGCCAUUGACAGGCCUGGCCAUUCGGAUUGCAAUGCUUCAAGGACUCCACAGGGAUCCCUUAGCCCUACCGCUUGGAACGAUCGACGUCGUGCAGGUGGAGCUGCGCCGUCGUCUGUGGGCGCAGAUCUGCCAUCUGGAUUUCAGGACGGCAGAAGAUCAUGGAUUCGCGCCAUCGAUCCACGCAUCGGACUUUGAUACACGUCGACCCGUCAGUCUGGACGAUGUAGAUUUGAUCGAAGGCGUGGCCCCCUUGUCUGGGCUCUCUGAUGCCCCUAAAUUCACCGAUAUGACUAUCUACCUUCUGCGCAUUACAGCCGCCGGUUACUACGGGCGCAUCAUCCAGAUAACGCAUGCAUCACGCAAGCGUUUGGGUAACGGGCUGGAUAGUUCGGUUGUUGAUGAGUCCCAGGCCUUGAUGGAGCUACAGGGACUGUUGCAGACCGCCACUGGGCUUGCACGUGAUUUAGAAAGGGGCCUCGACGAGCUUAUUCGCUACUGUGAUAAGAGGGUGAUGAUGCAGUCGAUGGCCUUGGAUCUCAGUCAGCAUCUCAAGACUAAGUUUUGGGUCAUGUUCUGGACGCAAAUAUCCCGACAGGAUCGCGAGAAGAUUAUCAGUCCUGCUAUGAGACGAAACAUAUUCGUCGACGCUGCGACCGCCGUAGAGACUUGGUGCGCCAUCUCCUCGAGCCCGGCCUGCGAGCCAUAUCAGUGGCACAUAACCUCUCACGCAGGCUUCUACCUCAUUCUCUACGUGCUCUCCGAGCUCUGCAGUCCGGCAUUCCAGGCGCCUGAAUGGGCGGACCUUCGUCAGCGUGGGCUUCAACUGGCCAAUGCCAUUUACGAGCUCCGCGGUCAGCAUACUACGGGCGCCUGGCCUGCAAUUAUUUGGUUGGCGAACCGUAUUCGGUUCCAGCAGGAUCUGGCUUUGAAUUCUGGGCCUGGGUUAUCUGCUAGCCAUAUUGCCGCUGGGAAUGGUGCUGCUGGGCCCGGUGGUCCGUCGGACAACCAGUCCGUAACUAUGAGAUCGGCUGGGAAUGUUGAUGGUCCGCCCACGAUGGGAGCGGCGGGUAUGGAAUUCAAUACAGGAGAUCUCAUGGGGCUGAUCAACCUUGACGAAAUUAAUUUUUCGGACUUUAUCAUGAUGGAUGGGAUAGGGGUUCCGGGGUUUACGCGGUGA